GUUUAUCAGUGCUGUAACCACAUUGCUGCUUGACGCCUACGCAGGAGGACUUACAAGUUCGGCAACCUCCGCUUUGCGGGCGGGAGAGCACUGAACAAUGGAUGCCCAAGGAAGAGCAGCCUUAGAUAUUUCCACCAGAAACCCUCAAGAGGACUUUGAGCUGCUGCAGAGAGUUGGUGGGGGAACCUACGGGGAUGUCUACAAGGCCAAGAACAAGGAAACGGGGAAGAUGGCGGCUAUCAAGAUUGUAAAAAUGGAAGCUGGUGACGACUGCUCCAUCAUUCAACAAGAGAUCGUCAUGGUGAAGACUUGCAAACACCAGAAUAUUGUCGCCUAUUUUGGGAGCUACAUCCAGUUUAACAAACUGUGGAUCUGCAUGGAGUUUUGCGGGGGUGGGUCUCUCCAGGACAUCUACCAAGUCGCCGGGCCUUUAUCUGAGCUGCAGAUUGCCUAUGUAUGUAGAGAAAUGUUGCAAGGCCUGUCUUAUCUUCAUAACCAAGGGAAAAUCCACAGAGACAUCAAGGGAGCCAACGUCCUCCUCAACGACCGUGGGGAAGUCAAACUCGCGGAUUUUGGAAUCUCAGCGCAAAUCAGUGCUACCUUUGCCCGGAGAAUGUCUUUCAUUGGCACACCUUACUGGAUGGCCCCGGAGGUGGCAGCAGUAGAGAUGAAGGGAGGGUAUAACGUCUUGUGUGACAUCUGGUCAGUGGGGAUCACAGCCAUCGAGCUGGGGGAGCUGCAGCCCCCCCUGUUCGACAUGCACCCGAUGCGAGUCUUGGUUCUCAUGACAAAGAGCGGCUACCAGCCUCCAAAGCUCAAGGAGAAAGCCAGGUGGACACCAGCUUUCCACAACUUUGUCAAGAUGACACUAACCAAGAACCCCAAGAAGCGCCCAGGUGCCUCCAAGAUGCUGACUCACCAAUUUGUGGCUCAGCCUGGAUUGAGGCGCAGUCUGACCCUUGACCUUCUGGAGAAACUGCGCCAUCCCGAGCAUCUGUCUGGCUGCAGAGGCGAGGUCGAUGAGGAGGAACAAGAGCCACCUCCCCCUGCAGUGCCUCGAAGGAUCUGCUCCAGCCACCGGCCAGGAAUUACUUCACCCAGAUGCUCCGAUCCCCACGCUCAACAUUUUGCCCACAGCUCUAGCAGCAGACCAAGGCUGAAUUCCCCAACGACAAAGGAACUCCCCACAGAUCCUGGCUACGGCACUGGCAGUCAUCUCUACAACUCAGCAUUUAGCACCAGGGACGACGCAUCAGACUCCGACCACGAUUACGAUGAUGUGGACGUUGUCACCUCAUCUUCUGAUCUCCCACCCCCGCUGCCCCCCAAGCCCAAGCUCUGGACCUCCUCAGAAGAACCAGUGGCCAACCAAUCCCCUUUGCGGUGCUCAGCCAAAUCCGGAUCUUGGGGGAGGUGCUCUAGCGGGCCUGUGACGGGCCGGACCCCUCUACAAACAGUGCGGAUGGGGGCUCAGGCCUCCCACCUUAGUGCCAGAUCAGUCCCUGAGUUGCGACCGGUUCGCCAGAAGGAAGAGCCCCCCCUCCUGCCCCCCAAACCAAGGAGAAAACCGAAAGCAGACAGGACGCUCUUCAGGAAAGUCUUUAACGAGUGUCCUUUGCAUGUCACCUCAGCUACUUCUUGGGUCCACCCCGACACGAAAGAGCCACAUUUAAUCCUGAGCGCUGAAGAGGGAAUAUUUGCCUUGAACCAGAGUGAUCCAGAGCCAACCCUGGAGCUGCUCUAUCACAGCCGCACGACUUGGGUGUACAGCAUUGAGAAUGUCCUCAUGUCCCUUUCAGGCAAAUCCCCCCAGCUCUUCUCUCACAAUUUACUGGGUUUGUAUGAGCAGAGCAAAAGAGAACAGCGCCCCACAGUGGUCAUCGCUCCUCACAGACUCUUACCUAGCAGGAAAAAUGUCACCACUACCAAGAUUCCAGACACCAAAGGAUGCCGGAAGUGUUGUGUUGCCAGGAAUGAGCUGACCGGUAGUCACUACCUGUGCGGGGCACUGGAGACAGGGGUGGUCCUACUGCAGUGGUAUGAACCCAUGCAGAAGUUCAUGCUGGUCAAGUAUUUCGACUUCCCCCUGCCCUCCCCGCUGCCUGUUUUCGAGAUGCUGGUGACCCCCCAAGAGGAAUACCCGGUGAUCUGCAUCGGAGUGAGCAAGGGAGCGCCCAGGCAAGCGGUGGAGUUCCACGUCAUCAACCUCAAUUCGCUCACCUCUUGGUUCAUCGAGGAUGACUCCGAACAUGAGUGCUCCGGCCCCGUCCAGGUGACCCAGUUGGACAGCGAGAGAGUCAUGGUUCUGAUGGACAGAAGUGUCAAGUUUGUCAGCCUCCAGGGCUCGCUGCUUCCGUGUCCCCCGGAGCUCACCUUUGACGUGGCGGUGGAGUCCAUUGCAGUGGCACGGGACCGCCUGCAUGCGUGUUGGCGCCACGGCGUACAGCUGAAGACUCUCGGGUCAGGCCAGCUAGUACAAGAGUUGCAGGACCAAUGCUGGACCUUCCGCCUGCUGGGAUCCUCCAGCACCGUCGUGUUGGAGACGCGGCCUGUGGACCACCCCAGUUCCCCAAGCAACCUCUACAUGCCGGAAUGACCUGGACUUUUUGUGCUCCUCCUCCACCCGGUGCGUCUCCAGUUUCUGUGGGGCUGGGCGACAUCAGGGGGCAGCGUCCCUCCAAGGAGAUGGGGAAGACGCAGAAGGGAGAGGCCGCUGGGCUUCUACGUGCUGCUCCCCAAGGGGAUGAGGAAAGAAGAAAGAAGCAAGAUGGCGAGCGCGACUCAAGCGUUUUGCUCUUUGCCUUCGGCCUGCGUCGAUGGCUAAGGCAGGCACAUUUCCCGGUUACGUUUUCCUCAGAUGUACGGCCUUGUCUCAAUAAAAGCGGUCUUCCCCUGA
Molecule: messenger RNA, 2896 nt
Organism: Heteronotia binoei (common prickly gecko)
Lineage: Eukaryota; Metazoa; Chordata; Lepidosauria; Squamata; Gekkonidae
Gene: MAP4K1
Product: mitogen-activated protein kinase kinase kinase kinase 1
Exons: 31
Coding region: 98-2596 (832 amino acids)
Biological process (GO): protein phosphorylation
Molecular function (GO): MAP kinase kinase kinase kinase activity; ATP binding
Source: RefSeq, a predicted model, not a curated record